Ruditapes philippinarum (Manila clam) is the source of this 1552-nucleotide messenger RNA. RefSeq lists its product as uncharacterized. Bases 38 to 1510 code for a protein of 490 amino acids. The transcript has 2 exons. The record is from RefSeq and is a predicted model, not a curated record. NCBI's taxonomy places the organism in Eukaryota, Metazoa, Mollusca, Bivalvia, Venerida, Veneridae.
UGGAGUUGGGUCAAGGCUUCAGGCACUUGCUCCAAACAUGCUUAGGUCCCACUGUAUCAGCCAUCGCCUAGCCUUAGCAUGUGGUGAUGCAAAUGAUGAUGUGAAAUACAUUUCUCAAGUAGAACAAAUAUUGUACCAGUUAUGGAAAUGGCUAGAAUAUCCCAAACGUUGUGCUGCCUUUGUCAAAGUGUGUAAAAGUCUACAUAAAAUCAACCUGGAAAGUAACCCCGAGAAGCAGGAGAAAAUCAGGACAAAGCUUGCUGUUAGAAUUCAGAAAGCCUGUAGAACAAGGUGGUUGUCAACUGGCCAAAGCAUUGCAAGUGUUUGCAAGAACUAUGUUGCUUUAAUGAUGACACUUAAAAGCUUCAGUGAAUCUGAUGCCACAGCACAUGGCUUACUGAAACGCAUGAACAAUGCGAAAUUUGUAGGUGUAAUGUUACUUUUAAACUCAAUAUUGCCUCACCUUAAUGCUCUCAGCAAGCUAUUCCAGAAGGAUCAUACAUGCUACACUUCAAUAAAACCAGCUUUGUCAUGUACCAAAUCAGCUCUUCAAAACAUCAGAGAUAAUUUCAAUGUUGUUGAUGAACUUGAGCAGCAAAUAAAACCUGGUGGUGCCUAUGCUGAACUCGAAAUAGAACUAUCCAGUAUUGACCCAACAAGAAAGUUCCUAUCUAAUCUACAAAUGAACUAUGUACAAGCAUUAUCACACAGCAUCGAUCGUAGAUUCAGUGAGGCAUGUCCUGUUUUACAAGCAUUUUCAAUCUUUGACCCAACAACAUUACCUGCAAAGGCUGAUGCAACAUUUGCUGAGCAUGGCCAGCAAGAAAUUAAAAUACUCUGCAAUAAAUUUAACAUUCAUCCUGAAGAAGCCUUUGCUGAGUGGCAGAAUUUUAAAUUUCACAUGGAAGAGUGGAAAAUACCCCAGGCUGUCAUUAAAGGAGAAGAUAUCUCACCUGCACACUAUGUCAUGAAGAAGAUUGUGAAGGAGCAAGCAGUGUUCAAGGUUGGAUUUAGUAAUAUGGUUCAGUUGGCACAGAUUUGCCUUACACAGCCGUUGUCAAAUGCUGUUGUUGAGCGUGGGGCCAGUGCUGUGAAAAGAGUUAAGAGUCGGCUACGUAGCUCCAUGAAAAAUGACAUGUUGUCUAGCUUGCUACAUAUUACACUGAACGGUCCAUCCCAGAAAUCUGACGAAUGUCAUUCACUGUUGAUGGAAGCCACUCAAAUUUGGCGAAAAACUCACAUCAGAAAUCUGCCACCACUGAAGACAAUGCCUCCUGUGGGUGGUUCUGACCAUACACAGAGCCUUCAUCAUGUAACUCCUGUGCUUACAGUUGACUGUGGAGUGCAAGCAGACCUGCUACCACAACCCUCUCAAGACGUUGAAUGCAAUGUUGAGGUUGAGACACAGAAAGCUGUAUCUGAAGCAGAUGACUAUCAAAAUGCCCUUCAUGCAUUAGCCAUGGAUGACUCAGAUUCCGGCCUUGAAUCAGGCUCUGAUGAUUGUUUUUAGUUGUUAACUAUAAAAUGUUCAUUAAACUGAGUUAAAAUUUGA